Molecule: messenger RNA, 5389 nt
Organism: Bombyx mori (domestic silkworm)
Lineage: Eukaryota; Metazoa; Arthropoda; Insecta; Lepidoptera; Bombycidae
Gene: MSL1
Product: MSL1 protein
Cellular component (GO): MSL complex
Molecular function (GO): chromatin binding
Source: RefSeq, marked provisional
UUUACCUUGAUGUUCGUUUAAUUUACUCGGAAACUUGAGUGUUAUGUUCAUUUCAUUAGAAAUUAUUUCAAAGCUAGAUCAUUUGGAUUACAAAUGUUUGCACACGGAGAGUAUAAUGAUUGCAAUUUUUGGGGACGAACCAAUUAUUGCCUAAAUAUCAUGCGUCUUUUAUCAUUUUGCAUGUGCGUGAAAAUGUCAGAAUAGAAGUAUUGGAACACGUAGAAUCGUCGUUUUAUUGACAAUGUAAUGCCGUUGACUAUUGUAAUUACAUUUAUAUAUUUCAUUUAGUGCUGAUUUACGGAUUGCAACAGAUGUAAUGAGACGAACAAAAGUGUAGUGUCGGUCAGUUAGUGUUUGACAGCCGGUAGGCUAGUCGUAGUGACUUACGAUUGCCUUCCUAUAAAAAUGAACAGUCGCAGUAGUGUAAAUGAAACAAAUUUGGUGAAUUAUUCGGCGGAUUUGUCGACUUUAAACCAACUAGAUACAAAAGAGUCGUUGCUGAGUUUUCCUUUCGAUCAUAUUUACGCUUGUCACUCUGAGAGCGCAGAUAGAAGACAAACGCUAACACUUGAUAAGGAAGUGGAAAUAUCCACUCACUGUGUUGUCUCCGAGGAAAAGGACCUUGUAGUCGGUUCUAAUACAGAGGUAACCCAACUCUCAGAUAGACUCACAGAAGCUGUAAAUCAAAACAAGAAAUUAAAAGACCUCCUUCUCUUUCACUUGGAUUUAAUACAACAGCAAAACGAUUUAAUUACAAAAAGGGAUAAACAAUUUCAAGCACUAAGACAAGAGAAUGAUACACUACGGACAAAGUUAAAUCGGAUGGACAAAAAAGUUACUAUUAAUCAGAGACCUAACCUAAACUUACCACCUCCAUCUGCCAAUGUUCCAACACCAGCUGUAACAUCUACUGUUGUUAAAAGUGAACCAAACCAGGUUAUGUUUAAUAGUUUAACAGAACUUCUACUGCCUGAUAAUAGAACAAACCCUUACUAUUUCAAUAGUGAUUUAAAUAAAAGUAAAACUUUAACACAAGAACCCUUUAAUUUACCAAAAGUCACAGAGACAGAUGUAACAAGCUACUUGCCUAGUGAUUUAACCGUGCCGCCUAUGUCUAUUUUGGAUACUAAUAUAAAUUUGGGUGAUAACUUCAACAUGAUUGAAAAUAAACCUUUUGUUAAAAAAGAAGUGAAAUCAGAGUCCAAACCUGAACCACUGUAUACUGUCACAUCAAAUAGUGGAAAUCCAAUUAUUCAGAAAUUGCCUAGAAGCCGCCGUCGAACUGGUAGUGGCAUAGGUAGUUUGAGUCGUAUGCCUAAGAGUAGUGCGACAAAGACAGAAAAACCAGAAACCAGUAAACCAGCUGAAAGACCAAAAAAAUAUGAGAGAACAAACUAUAGUGUUCACAAAAAGUCAAAAAUGAUAAACACUUACGGAAAAACAAAGGGCCUUAAUGCCUUUAAGAAAACAACUCAGGUUACUGGGUCACUCUCAGAAAGACUUAAAUUAAUAGACACUACUCCCACUGGUGAAGAUCCAUACCAGCUUGGUGAAGCAGAUCUGAGGGAGCAAUCUCCAAUACCAAAACUUAUGCUCCAAAAGAGUAAUCGAAAUAGACGUUGUACAGAAACAUCUACAAGACGUAUUUAUGAUCCAGCUAUUCCAGAAACCAGCAAUAAACCAGAUAACAAAGUGAACACAGAUAGGUUCAGCUCUACAAAUACAUUUCAUGACACAAAGAUAAAGAAAGAUGAAACAAAAACUGUUAUUGUGGAGGAACCAGAUUUAGAUAUUGUAAAAACUGAACCUGAAAUCGAUUGGCGAACCUAUGCCUCUACCAAAGCUGGAAAUGAAACUAGUUUAUGUGAUUUCUCAUAUGGCGAGAAUCCUAACAACAUACACAUUCCCUCAAUAGAUUCUAUGGAAUUUCAAGAUUUGUUUGCACCAGACGCUUCACUAAACUUGGAUAAUUUAACUGCAGCAGAUUUUGGUAUAACUGAUAAACCACCGGCUGAUAAAACUAAAAAACGAGUUGGACGCACACCAAGCGUAAUGACACCCACCAUUCCCUUUGAAGAACCACUGGCACCAAUAACGCCCGUUCUACCAGUGGUAAAUGCUGCUCCAGAUGUGCCAAUUGAAAUGCCAACAAAUAAACGCGGCGGUGAAAGCAAACGAGGAAGAAAACGUGCUUUCUCAGCGACUGGUGUGACAAAGGGGGUAAAACGUGAUGCACAUCCAAAGCCCUCAGUUCCGAAACCAAAACCAGUCAGGGGAAAAACUACUCCCCGAGGAAAAAAGUCUCCUGUACCUGGAAAAACGACUAAAAAGUCUUAUCACUCUCUGAUGGGUGACCCUGAUAUUUCAUGGUACUUGGGUUUGGACCCUGAUGUAAAACCAGAGGAUGUAGAUGAGCCCCGUGCUAAAAAAGCCGCCACUGUCGAGGUACCUCGAUGGCGUGAAAAACCCUAUACUAGUUGUUAUACACUAGAGGGUACUGAAAAUUUAGAUGAUAAAGUUUUUGAGAAACGACACCAAAAACUGGAAGCAGAAGAACGUCGACAGCUUAGAUGGCACAUGCGGCGCAUUCGGGAGCAAAGACACGUGGAACGACUUCGUCAACGUCAGCGAGAUUGGUGCGGCAAUUCUUCCUUCUCUCAGCAACCCUCCGUCUACACAAUAUGGCCUCAGCCUCAGCGAGACGCUCGAUUCAUCGAAAUCACCGAUAUGUUGCCUGUUAUGGCAUUUGGAGAAAUAUUGCCCGAUUUGCCAGAGUCUGACUUCAAGCUGCCUUGGAUUAGAAGUUCAAGAUGUUUAAAGCGUUCGAAAAGAUCAAAAACAUUACACUAACAGUUUGCAAUAAUCUUUAUUGAAGUGCAUAGUGUAUGGACAUUUAAAAAAUAUGUUCUUCAAUAAAGAUUAAAAUAAAUAUAACAUAGACAGUCUACAAAUAGGAAGUGAAUAAGAACUGAAACAAACGACAUUUAUAAGUGUCAUCUACGAUUUUGUCAGCUACGAUGCAUCAUGGAGUAUUUGAGCUCUAUUAUAAACUAUCUAUAAAAAUGUUUGAAUCGUAUGUGUAAAUACUUGAUUUUACUUUUUAACGUUUAGCAUGGAAUGAACAAAUAACAAGUGAUAUAAAUAAGGAUAUUUGUUAGAUAAUUUCUAAGAAAAAGAAAAAAAACAAAGCUUGUUGUUUAGUACAUAUUGCUGUUCGUAUAAGUUAUCGUCAUUGACAUUUUACGUCACUCUUACCGAACGAUCUUUCUGAACGGAAGUUUCACGUCGGAGAUGACGUCAUUUGUCAGUUGUUGUUCGUGUAUGUAACUGUGUGAAAUAUCUGUUUAAACGUGAUGGUUAUCAGUGUAAAUGCGUAAACCAUAGUAUUAUGUUAGAUUUGUAGGGAUAAUUUAUUAAUGUACCAUUGUUGUUUUUGAAUCGGUAGCUAGCUAUACGGUGUUUUAAAGAUUGAUAUUUUCACUAUCCAUAUACUAUCUAUUCAUUAAUACUGAUAAGAUAUAAAAAAAAAACUUACGUAUUUAAAUCUAGUUCUGUUGAAUUGUAUAUAUAUGAAGUAUUAUUAUGCACAAACGAUGGAUGUAAAAAUAAUAUGAAAAAUAGGCCUUCGAAGCGAGAUAAACAGCUUCUCUGUAAAUUAGUAUUUGUAAAAAAAAUAUUGGUAAAACAUUGUGAAUUUAAUUUUAAUUUGUAAAUUAAUGAAUCGAUAUAUAUUGCAGUAGUAAUGGUGAAAUUUUUGAAAUUGUGCUGUUACUCACAUAAUUUUCAUUGAUAAACUACUUAAAUUAAUUCGAAUGAAAUUAAGAAUUAAAUAGGUAGGUAAUAGGUCGGUCCACCUCGUUUUGGGUACGCUUACCUGAGGGGGCUGGAAUCUCCGUUAGUCAUUAGAAAUGUUGUUUAUUGAAUAAUUUCCAUAAAAUUUGAAUGAAAUGAUAGCUUUUUGUGAAUAUAUUUAAAAAUGUAUUUAGUUAAAUAUAGGAAAAAUUAGGUUAGAAACGUAUUUUAGUUAAUUGAAAUGCUACAUACAAAAAACAAUAUGUAUGAAAUAUAAAUGAAAUUCGUACGGUAAUGCAAUUAUUAAAUUUUAAUAACAAAGAUGUUGUAUAUGUUCAGAUUUCGAUUUUGAAUAAGCACACAGUUCAAUUGAUUUAUCUUAUCAAAAUUUUGGCACAUAAAUUUCGACAACCUCCUCUAAACAGUGGUUUAUUUUGCGUUUCCAGACGCGCGCGCUGACAAGAAAAAGCAAAGAUAAAUUAAGUGAAAUAUAAUUUAAGUCUGGAGGUAGGGAGUGAAUUUCAAGGCAAUUAAAAAACUUAUGAAGUGUUUCAUAUUUAAGUUAAGGUUUCACGAUCUGAAAAAGUGGUUUGGAGGAUUAGUAGCUUAUCUGUUUUUUUUUUUACUAAGAAGUUUUGUCAAUUUCAAUUGUCACAUACUAAAUAGGCAACGUAGGUGGCUAGUAGAACAUCUUCCCGUCUCUUUAUGGGCAGUGAGAUAUGACAUCAGAAACGGACUUUUUGGCGGGAAUGCGAGGAGUAAAGUGGUGUUUUUUUGUCUAUUUAGUAUUCCUUCAGAUUUUAAUUCGUAACAACAGUGGCUUAUUAACUAUUUAGUAUCUCAAAGUGCACAAAUGUGGGGAAAUUAAACAAAGCCGCUGAACGUAACUUCUCGGGAUUCUCUAAAAAGUCUCAGUAAAUGACCACCAUUUUACCGAGAUAAUAUUUCAUCCCAUCUCAUUUCAUGCCAUGUUUUAUAUUAAUCAACUUCACUUCAUAAUAUCAUUAUUCAUAUAAAAAUGAUUCUUUAAAUUAAAAUAAGACUUGAUUUAAAAAUCUUAGUUACCAGGUCAUAAAAUUCCGUGCGGUCAUAAAAUUUAGCGGUGAGCAUUCUUGUUAUUAUGAUAUUUGUCAACUACCCCCACAUCCAGGUUUUGUAAAAUAACUUAUUUGAUUGAAUAGAUUUAUAAACUGAUUUCUAUUGACGACUUGAUGACGAUUGCACCCACUUUACAACACAGCGACCGCGAGUGCAGGUUUAAAAACUUGUUUUUGGCAUUAGAUCGAAUACAAGCUUUUUUAAUAAAAGCUUCACACGAAACAGUCCCAAACUAGGAUGUUUUUGGUAUGAAUGGACCCGGAAAUAUAUGAAAUAAAAACGAAUGCACCCUGGCUCCAAAUAGCAAAUAUUUGUCAUAAAAGCUGACUCCGGCCGAAAACUGAUUUGAACACCUUGGUCCAGUAGUCAGGGUAACUAACCAAUUAUUCAACUGAUUCAAUAAAUAAACAGCUUUUGUAUGAUGUUAGAUGAACCCUCACAGUAACACAAUAUAAAGCUGCAUGAUUGUAAUCAAACAUUAUUUAUCAAAAAAAAAAAA